GCGACAGCGGCAGCGCCUCUCCUUUCCUCUGGAGACUCGCUGGCCAAUCAGGACACCUGCCUGUCUGCACUCAGAGCAUUGAGACAAGUCAUACUGACCAGUAGAUCUCUACUGAAGGAGGAUAUACACAAGGUAUCCUCCUUCUGUACAGAGGCCCUGACCAUAUGCAACUCCCUCCUCCAUCCGCACAUCCCCUCCCUCUCUUUCCCCCUCACCCUCAAACCCCCCCAGGCAUCCAACCUCCUAGGGGGGCCCGCCCCCGGACCUCCCUUCCCCAGCUCCCUGGACAACCACCUACCUCUGGUUCUUCCAGGGCUCUCCGGCGGCCAGAGACCCGUUUUCAUCCUCUACGACAAAGAAGAGGCAUCGGAUGUGGAGAUUUCGCUAGAGAGCGAUUCGGACGAUGGUGUGGUCAUCGUGCCACAGAGGAUGCUGAUGUUGGAAAGCCAAGAUGGCACCAGCGCUGCGGCCACUCUUCCCGGGUCUUCCUUAGCACCAGGUGGCGUCACACUCCCCAUGCCCUGUCCAAGGGGCGACCCGGGUAGGGACAUCUCCCUCCCCCUUUCCAAUGACCUUCCCUCUACCUUCCUCCCUCACCCUCCCCUCCCCUCCUCCACCCCAAACUACACCGUCAACUUGUUCCCUCCAGCUCCGCUAGUCUCUCUGGUUUCCCCUCUCAACUCCACCGGUGUGGCCCAACUCGGGGAACCCUCUGUGGGGUUAGGAGUCGGGACUGACUCCCUGCCUGGAGCCCAGCUCCAGCAGAUGUUCCUCCAGGGCCAGCCUCCAGCACCAGGUCAACCUACAGCACUGGAUCUCCCCAUACAGGUUCACCAGAACCAGUUAGCCCAGUCCAGCAGAGCCCUACAGCAGCAACAUUAAUCCAUUGACGAAGAUCACACUGUCAUUCAUAUCAACAGCUCUGAUGAAGAAGAGGAGGAUGAGCUGGAAGAGGAAGAGAGCGAUUUCCCAGAUGAGGAUAUUUGAUGAUGAAGACCUUGAUGAUUAUGAGGCGGAAGAGGGGGGGAGAUGGAGGAUGAAGAAGAGGGAGAGAUUCGGCUGUUGGACGGAGGAGAGGCGGGAUGGGAGGACGAGAGGAAGGAGAGGUGCUCAGAGGGUAGGCGGAGGAGGGAGGGAUAGGAGGAUUCUGAGUGGAGAGCGAGGGGGAAGGAGGGAUAAAGGCUCAGGAGGUAGAGCGCAUCGGAGUGCUGGAGGAAGAGAGAGAGGGAGACGAGGAUGCCAAUGAAGGAAUGAAUGAUCCAACCAUGCCUCAGAUCCUGUGUGUGACGGGCGGAGCUCUGAGAGAGAGCUAGCUCAGGCAGAGCUAGAUGAGGAAGGGACCGGGCAUGGGCAGAAAGUGAGGUCAUGGGAGCAGAAGGGAGGCAUUCGGCCGGAGGGAGCGUCCUCUUCUGAAGACUGUCCUGCUGCUCAACACCAACAGGAGGCGGAGCCUGCACCUGAAGUGAGGGUGGAUGGUGACGAUCAGCCAUCCAAUCAGGAGGGAGAAAUAUCCAAACAGGGCGGCGACAAUACCGGACAGGAUAUGAGGUCAUCAACAGCUCCGAGGGAGAGCAAGGGAGAGGGGCCUGAACGAGACAAAGAAGGAGAGGAUGGGAGAGGGAUGAAGAGAGAGAGAGGAGGAAGGAACAGGACAGGAACAGAGAAGAAAAAGUUGGAUGAAGAAGCGAUGGCGUCCAUGCUAGCCGACAUCGUAGCCUGCCCUCCAGACAAUGUAGAAAAUGUGCCCUCUGCAUCCAACCCGCCCAUCCUAAACAAGGCCAGGCACGGCUCCAUCACAGUACCUACAGAACAACUCGAUUUCUAGCCCCUUCCAUAGUCUCACACAUUCUUUCAUGAUCAACAUACUGCUAAGACAAUGUUCAAAACAUCAACACACUGAGGCUGGGUUUAGACAGGCACCCCAAUUCUGAUCUUUUUUCCACUAAUUUGUCUUCGUUUUAUUUUUGUACAAAUUUUUUACAUCCCUUUUUCUUCCCAAUUUCAUGGUAUCCAAUUGGUAGUUCGUCUUGUCUCAUCGAUGCAACUCCCGUACGGACUCGGGAGAGGUGAAGUUCGAGAGCCGCGUGUCCUCCGAAAACACGACUCAACCAAGCCGCACUGCUUCUUGACACAAUGCCCGCUUAACCUGGAAAGCCAGCCGUACCAAUGUGUCGGAGGAAACACUGUACACCUGGUGACCGUGUCAGCGUGGAGUCUCUAGUGCUCGAUGGGACGAGGACAUCCCUGCCGGCCAAACCCUCCCCUAACCUGGACGACGCUGGGCCAACUGUGCGCCGUCCCAUGGGUCUCCCGGUCGCGGCCGGCUGCGACAGAUCCUGGACUCGAACCCAGAAUCUCGAGUGGCACAGCUUUGCACUGCGAUGCAGAGCCUUAGACCACUGAGCCACUCGGGAGGCCUCUCACUAAUUGGUCUUUUGACCAAUCACAUCAGAUCUUUUUCAGAGCUGAUCUAAUUGUUCAAAGGACAGAUUUAAUGAAAGAAAUAUCAGAACUGGGCUGCCUGUGUAAACACAGCCAGCCAUAGAGGUUGGAAUUAGAUCGGUCUUAAACGAUCACGUUUCGUCUUGAAUGCAGGACAGUAGAUGCAUUUGUAAUACAACUCUCUGGACUAAUAUUAUUUAAAAAACGCUUCAAUUAUUUUACAUCAAAACAUAAAGACUUUGCAGCUUGUACUGGUGUGUGCUGUGUUACUGAGUGGAGUAGUCGUGUGUUUUUGGACCUUUUUAUAGACAGUAUAUGACUUCUGUUCUUUUUGUUCUCCCGUCUUUUCUUACAAAAUAAACGUCAAAUGCAAACCUUUGAAACGGA
Oncorhynchus tshawytscha (Chinook salmon) is the source of this 2829-nucleotide messenger RNA. RefSeq lists its product as uncharacterized. The transcript is spliced from 5 exons. Lineage: Eukaryota; Metazoa; Chordata; Actinopteri; Salmoniformes; Salmonidae. The record is from RefSeq and is a predicted model, not a curated record. Bases 430 to 882 code for a protein of 150 amino acids.